Molecule: messenger RNA, 892 nt
Organism: Anopheles merus
Lineage: Eukaryota; Metazoa; Arthropoda; Insecta; Diptera; Culicidae
Product: alpha-catulin-like
Exons: 3
Biological process (GO): Rho protein signal transduction; cell adhesion
Molecular function (GO): actin filament binding
Source: RefSeq, a predicted model, not a curated record
CCAACUUCCCAUGUUGUAGUGUGUGCUCCUUGGGGGUUGAGAUUUCUUGGUUAACCGUGUUCCUGUCCGGGCGACUUGCCCGGCGUCCCAGCAGCAAGGGGAACAGUCGUUGAGCACUUGGAAAGAAAAGAGUGUUGUGUUUGUGUUUGAAUUUCUGUGAGUGUGAAUUUCUAGGGUGCCACCCCUCUUGCUUGGUCGAAUGCGUGCAUGUGCGUGCCAGUAGUAAGUGUUCGGAAUUUGAAGCAGAAGUUGAUGGUGGAAAUCGAUCUCCUUAGCAGCGUAAAAAAAACCCGUAGGCAAGCGUGAGCAAGCCCCGUGAAAUCAAACCGCGAGUGAAAAAUGAACGAUAAGAGCUGCUUCGAGCGUAGUGCGAGCGUUGGUGCCAGCUAUGAUAUCGGGCGACGGAUGGCCGCCUCGGGUGGUGCUACCGGACCCCGGGUGGAUCGCUCGAAAUCGUGCGCCGGCAGCAGCGGGGCUGGGCUGAGCGCGUCCGGGUCCGGGAAAAUCGGCGCUGAAAGUCGCCGCAAAAGUGCUUCCUUUGAUGUGGACCGCAACCGGGGAGCGGAAGCGAUGGCCUCGGCCGCCACUUCCGGUGGGAUGGGCCGGGGCGGGCCGGCCCCCGGUGGCAGCGGUGACACGGGUAUCCGUCGGCGAAGCAGCAGCAACAGCUCCGUGCACAGGCGAUCGCAAUCAAAAAUCUCAACCCUAGUGCAGCAUCGUUCGGAGCAGCAGCAUCACACAUCGGAGCAGAAAAUGCGCGCCAUUGGACGGGUCGGCCAGGCGGUGAACCUGGCGGUGGAGCGGUUCGUAACGGUCGGCGAGACAAUCGCAGAUGACAAUCCCGAGAUUAAGCAGGACAUGUACGAUGCCUGCAAGGAGGCACGAGCAGCCG